Molecule: messenger RNA, 942 nt
Organism: Rhinopithecus roxellana (golden snub-nosed monkey)
Lineage: Eukaryota; Metazoa; Chordata; Mammalia; Primates; Cercopithecidae
Product: olfactory receptor 11H12-like
Exons: 1
Coding region: 1-942 (313 amino acids)
Biological process (GO): G protein-coupled receptor signaling pathway
Cellular component (GO): membrane
Molecular function (GO): G protein-coupled receptor activity; olfactory receptor activity
Source: RefSeq, a predicted model, not a curated record
AUGAGGACCUUGGAGACUACUAAUAUCUCUGGAUUUGUGAAUGAGUUCAUCCUCUUGGGCUUCCCCUGCCGCAGGGAGAUUCAGAUCCUCCUUUUUGUGGUCUUCUCCUUCAUCUACCUCCUGACCCUCAUGGGUAACACAUCCAUCAUCUGUGCUGUGUGGUCAAGCCAGAAACUCCACACACCUAUGUACAUCCUCCUGGCCAAUUUCUCCUUCCUGGAGAUCUGUUACGUCAGUUCUGAUGUGCCCAUAAUGUUGGCCAAUCUCAUCUCCCAGACAAAGAGCAUCUCCUAUGCCAACUGCCUGCUCCAGUUCUACUUCUUCUCCUCCAUGUGCGCUGCAGAGUGCUUAUUUCUGUCAGUGAUGUCUUUUGAUAGGUUUAUUGCCAUUUGUAGACCUUUGCACUAUCCCACCCUGAUGACCCAUCACGUUUGUGCUCAAUUUGUGAUCUUUUGCUGGGUGGGUGGCUGUCUCUGGUUACUGACCCCUUUGACACUCAUAUCUCAGGUGCCCUUCUGUGGUCCAAACACUAUCGACCACUUUUUCUGUGAUCUGGGACCUUUGCUGGCACUGUCUUGUGCUCCAAUACCUGGAAUUACUCUGACUUGUGGUAUCAUUAGCUCUCUCAUCAUCUUUCUUACCUUCUUGUAUAUCCUUGGGACUUAUUUCUGUGUCCUAAGCACAGUGCUACAGGUGCCCUCAAGCUUAGGAAGGCAUAAGGCUUUCUCAACUUGUGGCUCUCACCUUGCUGUAGUGUUUCUCUUCUAUGGUUCCCUUAUGGUGAUGUAUGUUAGCCCAGGUUCUGGGGACUAUCGUGGGAUACAGAAAUUUGUGACUUUGUUCUAUGCUUUGGCAACUCCAUUCUUUAAUCCCCUGAUCUACAGUUUCCAGAACAAGGAUAUGAAAGAGGCACUAAAGAAAUUUCUGUAUGUGUUACAGUAG